Messenger RNA from Nannospalax galili (Upper Galilee mountains blind mole rat), 8095 nucleotides. RefSeq names its product U2AF homology motif kinase 1 (gene Uhmk1). The record is from RefSeq and is a predicted model, not a curated record. Gene Ontology annotation, biological process: positive regulation of translational initiation; peptidyl-serine phosphorylation; regulation of protein export from nucleus. The coding region runs from base 140 to 1399 and encodes 419 amino acids. The transcript has 8 exons. Gene Ontology annotation, cellular component: nucleus; neuronal ribonucleoprotein granule. Gene Ontology annotation, molecular function: protein serine/threonine kinase activity; ATP binding; ribonucleoprotein complex binding. NCBI's taxonomy places the organism in Eukaryota, Metazoa, Chordata, Mammalia, Rodentia, Spalacidae.
UCCGGCUUCCGGUGUCAUGGCGGCCUGAGGUCCCGGGAGUCGGCACGGCUGCUGCAGGCCCCUCCCUGCGGAGCGGCGGGCCGGCGGGGAUGUGAGGGGGAGUCGCGUGGCUGGCGAGUCAGUGCCCCGAGCCCACACCAUGGCGGGGUCCGGCUGCGCGUGGGGCGCCGAGCCGCCGCGGUUCCUGGAGGCCUUCGGGCGGCUGUGGCAGGUACAGAGCCGCCUGGGCAGCGGCUCCUCUGCCUCCGUGUAUCGGGUGCGCUGCUGCGGCACCCCGGGCUCACCCCCCGGCGCCCUCAAGCAGUUCCUGCCCCCGGGAACCACCGGGGCUGCAGCAUCGGCCGCCGAGUACGGUUUCCGCAAAGAGAGGGCAGCGCUGGAGCAGUUGCAGGGUCACCGGAACAUCGUGACUUUAUAUGGAGUCUUUACAAUCCACUUCUCUCCAAAUGUGCCAUCACGCUGUCUGUUGCUCGAGCUCCUAGAUGUCAGUGUUUCGGAAUUGCUUUUAUAUUCCAGUCACCAGGGUUGUUCCAUGUGGAUGAUACAGCAUUGUGCCAGAGAUGUUCUGGAGGCCCUUGCUUUUCUGCAUCAUGAGGGUUAUGUCCAUGCAGACCUCAAACCACGCAACAUAUUGUGGAGUGCAGAAAAUGAAUGCUUUAAACUGAUUGACUUUGGACUUAGCUUCAAAGAAGGCAAUCAGGAUGUAAAAUAUAUCCAGACAGACGGGUAUCGGGCUCCAGAAGCAGAGCUGCAAAACUGCUUGGCCCAAGCUGGCCUGCAGAGUGACACAGAGUGCACCUCUGCUGUUGAUCUCUGGAGCCUGGGAAUCAUUUUACUGGAAAUGUUCUCAGGAAUGAAACUGAAACAUACAGUCAGAUCUCAGGAAUGGAAGGCAAACAGUUCUGCUAUUAUUGAUCAUAUAUUUGCCAGUAAAGCAGUGGUGAAUGCCGCGAUUCCAGCCUAUCACCUAAGAGACCUUAUCAAAAGCAUGCUUCAUGAUGACCCAAGCAGAAGGAUCCCUGCUGAAAUGGCGCUGUGCAGCCCGUUCUUUAGCAUUCCCUUUGCUCCUCACAUUGAAGAUCUGGUGAUGCUUCCUACUCCAGUGCUAAGACUCCUGAAUGUGCUGGAUGAUGACUAUCUGGAAAAUGAAGAAGAAUAUGAAGAUGUUGUAGAGGAUGUGAAAGAGGAGUGUCAGAAAUAUGGACCAGUAGUUUCUCUGCUUGUUCCGAAGGAGAAUCCUGGCAGGGGACAAGUCUUUGUUGAAUAUGCAAAUGCAGGUGAUUCCAAAGCUGCUCAGAAAUUGCUGACUGGAAGGAUGUUUGAUGGAAAGUUUGUUGUGGCUACAUUCUACCCGCUGAGUGCCUACAAGAGGGGAUACCUGUAUCAAACCUUGCUUUAAUCAGUAACCUAAGGACUAUUUCCUGUUUCUCCUCUUCCAUUUCUUGGAUUAUUAUAUUCCACAGCUGAAUGCAGGAGCACCCCUUUACCCAUUUGAAGGGGUACCUUGUACAUUUAUUUAAUCUUACUAAUGUGCAGCCAUUGACCACAGUGACUGCAUUGCAAACAUUGGCACUGAGUAGGAAAAGACUUCUCAGCUAUACAUUGAGGGGUUUUAGAGCAUCCAUGUGGGCACCCUUUUUUUGUUCUGUAGGGCAGGUGCUGCUCUUAGUAUGUAACCUAAAAAGAUAUUAUUUCCUGUGAUGAUGAAGCAAAGAUGAAUAAUAUGUCAUAGUGAAUAUUAUUAACAAAUUUAUUAGGGUUGGUGACAUCACUUACAGAUUAUUCAUUUGUCUUGUCAGGUGGUUUUCAUUGUUGAUAUCCUAGCUGGCACUGGAUGCUCUAAUAAUGCUAAGUAUUUGUCAGGCAGCAGUUACCUACCGUGUUCUUAACAAUGAGUUGUGAACUUUUUAAAAGGAGUACUGUAGGACUUAAUAUUCCUUUAAAGAAACUGCAGUGAGCCUAUCAAUGUUUUUUUUUUAAUUAUUAUUAUUAAGGCUUUUAAAAUAGAAAGCUGAUGCUUGAUCUUGCACAACUUUUAUGUCUAGUAUGUAUGUUGAGUGAGUGUGUAGGUAUGAAAGAGUAGAGACCAUUUGAGUCAGUGUACUUUAUAGUAUGAUUCUUGUGAGCUAACGCAGUCUGUGUCCAUUUCUUCCCUACCUGUUUCAUACCUGUAAGACUUAGGUUAGAGGUGGGGGGUUUUUUGUUUAUUUGUUUGGUUUUUUUGCGAGUUGGUCUGACUGAUAAAAUGUAAACGACAAAGCAGUUCAUUCUUGAGAGGCUCAGAACAAACUGGAGUCUAGUCCAUGGUUACAUUGAAGCUCUUCAAGUGACCGGAAUUACAUUGAAGCUCUUCAAGUGACCAGAACAAAGCUUUGGUACAUGUAAAUUGCCCCAUUCUUCAGUCUGCUUUAGACCCCAGAUUGGCUCAUCUCUUUUGUACUGAAUCCUCUAUUAUUGUGAAAUUCUCUCUCAAGAGAAUCACUUAAGAUCUGAUUCUCUCUACUAUGAUGGAAAGUUGAAGUGGAUCAGAAAAAAAAAAAAAAAAAAAGAUGUACAGUGAAAGGACAAGAAGGUAGAUAAUCUAAGGAUCCUUUUUCUCCCUCUGUCUUAUCCACUGCCCUGCCAGCCUCAUCAUCUCCUCCUCCCAUUCUCUGUUCUUAACUAGAGGAAUAGAAGCCCAAGUAGUCUGGCUUUUGACUAAGGAAGUAAAGACAGACUUAGGUGUGGUAAAGUGGAAGUUAGAAAGGAAGAAAAGAAAAAUUCAUUCCUAAAAGGAUCUGUAGCAAUCUGACGUGUCCUUGUGGGCACAGACUGACUGGUUUUAAGGGUUGUGAGUGUGGAUUCUUCUCACUUUGUAAUAGAUGGCCUUAAAGGUGUAAAACUUAAGAAAACUUUGUAAAGCACUGAUCAUGCAAAAAAUCCACAGAUUGUACACAGGUUAGGAUUUUUUCCUAUUUCUUUACCUGAAUGAAAAUUUUAUUUAUUUUUCCUUAGGAAAGAGUUUUGUUUUCAUGCUGGCAGCCUGCUUACAUGAUUUUCUGUUGUCCAUGCUGUACAGGUUCCUGAAAGAAUUUGCAUUUUAGAUCAUUAAUUGGUUUACUCUGCUCAAACACUCACUGUCUGACACUUGUUAUUAUAAUCAACUUAAUAUUUAUCAUGAAGCCAAAUUUGGUAUAAGGAGACUGAUGGAUUACUAAAGGGUCUUGUAUCAUGGUCCCCAAUAUGUGCCCUUUAGAAAGAAGAAUUACUAUGUUCAUUUCGACUCUUUCAGGGGUUGAUUGGGUGGUUGGUUUUCAAGUCACAGUUGAAGAGAGCAGAACUAGUAAAGCUUUCCUAAACGUAAAUAUUUACAUGCAUAGCUGCUUCUGUGGUCAUUAGAAACAGGCCCUUACAUCCCUACUGAUGAACACAGGGUACAAAUGAAUUCUUUUUAAGGGCAAGUGUGGUUAACACAUGUACCUCUUCCCCAUCUCUUAAAAAAGAGAGAUCCUUGCAAAUAAACUGCAGAUAGGCUUCCCAGCUUCGUCAUGCAGUAUGCUGCUAACCUUGAUGCUGGACUUCAGCAUUCUUUGAUCUUCAUCUUAUUGUGGAUGUAGUCAUUCAUAUAUGUAGUGUUUAACACUGUAGAGUUUUACUAUAGAAGAUGCUAACUAGGUUUUAAGGGAACUAAGGAAAUAAUUGAUGAGCCUAAGUAACCAUACAUUGAAACAGAUGUUUUAUAUUAAAGCCACAGAACUGGAAAAAAAAGAUAUUUACUAUAAUUUAAUCCACCAUUUUAUAGCUCUUAAUCCAUUCUACCAAAGAGGAUAUUUGUAGAUUCUCCCUCUCUGAUCUUAUGAGAAAGUUCAAUACCUUCUUUAAACUGGAACCAAAUAUUACAAAAGAUGUACUUUUCGCCAUUCUUUUGUGAUAAAUAUGUGCACAGGAAUUUUGCACAUAUCUUUGAAGUUACAGAAAACCUAGACAUUAUCUUCCUUAAAGGGUAAAGAGGUGAAGGUUCGUGUCACUUAGCCCCUAUCUCUGGGGGAGUUUAUAUCUCAGGUAGCUUUUCUUUCCCUAAAUUAAUAUCUGUGCUUCCUUCCCUCUCACCUUCCCUGCUUCUUCCUUUUUCCAUGGUACUGCUUUGGCACAUUUUGCCCCACAAAAGGCAUGGAAAAAGAUUGUUCCCUGGGAAAUGUUGGGUUCUUCAAAAACAUUUGAAAGAGGUGACUAGUAGGCACUAUUAAAACUCUAAUGCUGGGUUUGAAGGAGAGUAAUAGAGUUGGACACCUCAGGAGGGGAGGUGUUAGCUGCACUUGUUACCACUGGAUAUCUUCCUUAUUUUGUGGCUGUCAACAUAGCCGCUCUCUUCAGGAAAUUCCCCUUUGUGCAUUCCUCGAGCCAGAAUUGUGGAUGCUUGCAGAAUACAAGUGACUGGUAGAGUUUUACUCAUCCAUCUCUUUGUUUUAAUUGAGAGAUGUGUGGCCUUCUCUUUGAUUCUGUGGCUGCUAAACAGUGCUGAGCUCUGUUAACCUGCCAGCAGCAGUGCCACCAUCUAAAAGGUGCAAAAAAGCUGGCAUGGGCUUCUUUGUCUUGUCACACUGGAUUCCCCUCCAGGAAGGGCAUCAAGUAGGGAAUAACUCGAGAGACAGCCCUCAUCACAUGCUGUUUCAUGGCUCUUAGAGUUCGUUGAUGAAAUGCACGUGCCUGACAUUUUGGCUUUUUUUUUUUUUUUUUUUUUUUAGUUCUCACUUGACUUAUGCCUAUCGUAUAUAGUUUUUACCAUCAAUUAUAUGUGGCAGCAUGGCAUUUUAUUUUUUAAUAAUUAAUGAAAAUCUGUACCAUCGUACCUGAUGGUGAUUAGAACAACCUGGGUACUGGUUGAGGGAGUCAGGGCAACUCUUAGUAACCACAUUUUACCCAAAUUCUUAUGCAAGGGCACAUGCUAGGUGGUUUUAAUCAGAUCAGAGUACAGAUGGAACCACAUCAAGACUUUUAAUCUGGUGAAUAAGUAGCUAGCUCAAGUUUUGAGCAAGUGCCUGGUGUUUCCUGGAAAAUAAUAAAACUCACCUGAGUGAAAGCUUCCCAGGUAAUGAUUGCUUUUUUCUUGGAAUAACUUGGAUUGAGUCGCUUGAUACAAAGGUUCAGAAUGUCCUUGCAGUACCUUUUUGAAAAAUAUGUGUAAAACUAUUCGUACUUGAUGUUAUUCCAAUAUUGCAUGUUGAUGGAAAGGCCAGUUAUCUGAUAAAUCAAAUUCUUCUCAGAUCUAUUUCCACUUGUCAGGUUCCAUCAUCAAAUCUUAUUAUUCCAGCUCUCUAUUUCUUAUUUUACAUGGUCAUAUACAGACCAGUUCUUGGUUAUAGUUCAAAAGAAUUCUCAUUUCUUCUUAAGGUGCUUAAUAAUUUGCCUUUAUUUUGCAAUGAUAGUCUUUCAAGUUGUAGCUAAAUCUUGAGUCUCUAUCAUAUAGAGCUUGUCUGAGUAUGUUUAGAUUUUAUAUUCUUAACCACAGAGAAACACAGAUAUUUUAGUUAUUAGAGUGCCCCAAAUUUGAAAGGCUUAAUUUUAAGUUAGUUUCUUUACCUGAUAUCAUGGGAUAUAUUAUGGUUUUUAUCCUAGCCACAUCCCCCUGAUGGUUUUCACUACAUUUAAAAUUGUGUGGUGACCAACAGCUUUGUACCUGGUAUGCAAUUGAGAGGUACUGGGUAGUUAAGAAGGUAAAUAGUUUAAACUAUUUUUGCUGUGAUUUUUAUAGGAGAAAUGAGCUGCCAAUGAAAUAUAUGUAAGCUAGAGAACAUUCAGGAAAAGAAGGUUUUUGAGAUAGGGUUUCUCUGUGUAGCCUAGACUGGUCUCCAACUCAGGUUUUUCCUGCCUCAGCCUCCUGAGUGCUAGUAUCAUAAGUAUGUGCCACCAUGCCCAGCUCUUUUAGAGGGUUUUAUAUUUUACAGAUGGUCAUUAAGAUUUUCAGGAUGUAAGACAAACACACAAAGUUUAUACAGAUUUUGCUGUCCUGAUAAAAAGUUUAUUUUCCUGUAGCCCAGCACUUUUCUUCCUUGUAGUGCUUAGGAGAAUUGUUGCUUUAAAUUUGCUUUAUUUGUGCCUUUCAAAGAGUUCUCAUAAUCACGGUGGUUGUGUUUGUUGGCACUGUUAUGAAUGCUGGCCAUCAUGGGAAACUUCCCAAAUGAGGAUGGCUGCCCAUUAAAUUGGCUGGCUGGCUGUCAUAGUAACAAGAGGAAAAGCUGGUGGCUCUUUUAGAAGGCCAUGUAUAUUUUGUGAACUGAGUUCAUGUAUUUUAAUGUGAAGGCAAAGAGAAGCAUUCUUAUUUGCCUGACAUGGCCAUUCAUCUCUGUCAUGCAGAAGACAGCUGACUUUGCUGUACUACCCUGUAUAAUGAAAAUAAGUUAUAUUCUGAGAAAACAGCUAGAAUUGUUUGUGCUUUUUUGUUGAUUUUUUUUUUUCUUUUUGAGAAACUCUUAUGUAAACACCAGAGCUACUGCUACCUUUAGCUACUGAUUAUCAGUGAGGAUUGUUGCUAGUCACUUUUAAAAUCCGAGCUGGAAUUGCUUUCCUCUUCUCUGUCAUCCCCUCUUAAUAAUGUAAAUGAUACCAGGACUGCAUAAAAGCAACAUGCAAAUGUGUUAACUCAAUCUCUUCAGUUAUUUGAAUUAUCUUUGGAGUAUUAUUUUUAUUAGGGUGGGUUAUCCAAAGACUAUCACAUUUAAGGAUGAGGAAGAGAAAGAUUUAAUAAGAAUAGAGAGAAGGGGGAAGAACACAUCCCCCUUACUGACAUUAAUAAUCUUCCCGUGUUCACAGUCUAAAGAUGACAUUGGUUUUUUUAAAUCCACACUUGGUACCUGUAGUAUACAAGCAUUGCCUUUCUUAACAUUCCCCGUUCUUGUUUCACAAGGAAAUUAUUGUCAGGGUUUCUGAAACGAGAUUAAAUAUCCAUAUUUAGUUUGUCCUAACUUUUAAAGUAAGUAUCUGGGUUCCAGCCUUUGUGUAUUUGGUGUUCACACCCAUUCUUCACAUCAAGGCUCAGAAAGAAACUGGGGAUCAGCCACCUCUGUUUCCUUUUGCACAUGGGGUACAGUGGAUGGCCUUAGUAUGCACUAGCUGCAGAUUACAGCACCUUAUGCAAAGAUGUGUAAGUAGUAUCUAUUUAUUGUAAUAAAAUCUUAAAUCUGCACUUCUGUAGAUGAGCAGAUGAGCAGAGUAUAAAACUGUCACAUCCUUUCCAGUGGGAUUUACUCUUCAUUCUUAAUUAUUUUUGAAAAAUCUUAAAUAAUUUAACAUUCCUGAUAUUCUCCCAACAGUGUUAAAUCUGAGGUAGAAGGUUUUUUGGGGGCUUUUUUUUGUUGUUGUUGUUGUUGUUGUUUCCUAAAAAGGGCUCCAUCUUUGCUAUCUUUUUAGCAGUCUUAGAAAUCCAUUUAUGAUCAAUGCAUUUUAAUAGUUUCUGGUCUCAAGACUGUGUCAGCACUGGAGUGGUUAGCUGUCAUUAUAAAAACCUACUGCUAUUUUCCCUUGGAAACAUGCAAUUUCUGUUUUUGACAUGGAAGUUCUGGUUGAAAAAAAAACAUGAAAGAUCACUUAAACCAAAGCCAGUUCUAAGGAGUGUUCGCUCCUGUUGGUUUACCUUCACCUCAGAACUACACGAACAUUACAGUGCACAGUGAAUAAUUGUCUAGAACAUUCUACCAGGUGUUUCAAUAGCAUAUUGGUCUUGGCAUUUCUUGACACUAUGGUUCUGUUUUUUGUGUUGUCCUAUUGUUUGUGAGUUGUUUGCUUUUUAACUUAGUGGGACUAUAAAUGUAUAUAGAUGUUUUAGUACCAAGAAGUUUUUUUUCAAAUCCCUAAAUUUCUGAUUUCUAUUUAAGUCUUUCAAACCUCAAUUUUCUUGCUCAGUAGCAGAGAACUUUUAUUUCCACUCCUUUAUACCUAAAAAGUAUGAGCACUGCGUUUCAGUGGACUGUAUUGCGUACUUUUUGCUGAAAACUUUUUCUGUAAACACAAUUGCCUUGUUCAGUUUUGUUGUAAACUGACUUUCCAUAAGAUGCACUGUUGAUGCUUCCUGAUGUGUGUUGGAUAAGAGUGAUAAAAAUAAAGCUUAAACAGAAAAGAA